Messenger RNA from Pollicipes pollicipes, 1799 nucleotides. Its product is annotated as vesicle-associated membrane protein-associated protein B. The record is from RefSeq and is a predicted model, not a curated record. NCBI's taxonomy places the organism in Eukaryota, Metazoa, Arthropoda, Thecostraca, Pollicipedomorpha, Pollicipedidae. The transcript has 6 exons. Gene Ontology annotation, molecular function: FFAT motif binding. Gene Ontology annotation, cellular component: plasma membrane; endoplasmic reticulum membrane. Gene Ontology annotation, biological process: endoplasmic reticulum membrane organization. Bases 122 to 787 code for a protein of 221 amino acids.
UUCAGUACAGUUCGCUUGUUUGUGGUAGGAGGUGGAGUGGGACGCGGAGCGCGAUCGAAAAUUUGUUGUGCAUCAGUGUUUCUUUGGUUAUAAGUUGUUUUCUAGCGAAUAGUGUACCAACAUGUCGACGUCGGAUAACUUCUUAGUCAUCGAGCCUUCGCAGGAGUUGCGAUUCAAAGGCCCAUUUAAAGAUGAAGUGUCUAGCAGUAGCUUGACCCUUACCAAUACAUCAGACAAGAAGAUCACUUUCAAGAUCAAGACCACUGCACCAAAGAGAUAUUGUGUGCGACCAAACCAGGGUAUAGUGGAGCCAGGAGCCACAGUCAACAUUGCAGUAAUGCUUCAGCCAUUCGAUUACGAUCCGGCGGAGAAAAACAAACACAAGUUCAUGGUACAGACGAUGUUCCUGCCUGAGGGAGAGGAGGUGGAGUUGGAGACCCUGUGGAAGACUGCCAGUCCGGAGCAGAUCAUGACCUCGAACAAGAUGCGCUGCGUGUUCGAGCUGCCGGCGGAUGCACAGGAGGAUCUGGUCAACAGGCCGGAGCCGAAGGACAUGAAGAUGGCGACGGAGGAGCUGCGCAAGCUGCGGGAGGACCUGAGCAGUGCCCGCGGCGAAAAUCUACAGCUCAGGGAGGAAGGCAUUCGAUUGCGGCGCCAGCUGUCGAGUGCGGCCAGCGCGCCGGGCAGCGCCGCUGCCGACGCCGCGCCCGCCGACACCACCAUGUACUAUGUGAUGGCCGCCGUGGCGCUAGUCAUCGGCGUCAUCGUAGGCAAACUUGUCAUGUAGACCGGUCCGAUCCGCCGCCGCCGCCGCUGGCAGAGCAGCACCACCGCCAGCAGCAGCAGCAGCAGCAGCUCUCCCGUACCAAAUCAGAGGCGUGUGCCUGCGCUUGUCCGUCGGUGUGGAGUCGGACCGCGUACGACCCCUCCCCUCGUCCGCCCGCACGCAUCACGGAAUUUCUUAUCUGUCCCCGGUUUCGGCCCCUGCCGCGAUUGAAAUGGCCCGUGAAUCUGGGGGCGAUCGUUGCCGACGGCUCCUCCGACCCCCUCUGCCCGAACCAAGGUAGUGGCGAAUGGUUUGCCGUUCUGGUGUGGCCGUAUGCGAGAGGUUGUGCACGCAUGCGCGUCAGGGAUGGAGGCGCCAAGGCCUGGCAUGGGGUGUGGGUGUGGGAGUGCCGGUGUCACUCUGGACAGUGCAGCGAGCUGCGGCGUGUCGUCCCACCGCCUGCCAUUGGCCAGCCAGCGAUUGUCCAGUCUGCGCCGAGAGGUUGCUCCUGGGUUAGCGGGCGAGGGAGCGGUGGGUUGUUGUCUUUUCUACGGCGCCCGACGGAGGAGGGGCGCUCUGUUACUGUGGCGCCCCGAGCUGUCGUGAAAUCGCCGGUUGUUUGGCUGUGUGGAAAUAUUGCGCUAGUCGUGGGUUACGCGUUCUUGGAUCUUUAUGUUACUAAUAACCCUUAUUUUUGUUUUCAUUUCUCCCUUUCUGAUACGAAAUUUAUGUAGGGUGCGUUGGUGUCUCAGCCAGCAUGCAGCGGCGCACGAUUUCAGCUUUCCUUGCCCUGCUCGGUCUCAGUUUCCUCCUUUCCGCCCUCUCUAUACGGGCGCCUCCCUUCCUCUAUGGCUCUUCCAGACUGCUAGGCUUCAGUAGCCGUUUGGGAACCCUGCACAUUGGUUGGAAUUGCCAUUGGCAGGGUUGUGUAAUAUCUCCCAGUGUUUAUAACCCACCGGAAGGUAUCAUCAAUAUGCAUGUCGAUUUGCCUGUCGGUGAUUUGAAGUAGUCAAUAAAUUCGAGCUCGGACUCA